Messenger RNA from Xyrauchen texanus (razorback sucker), 1790 nucleotides. Its product is annotated as small integral membrane protein 28-like. The transcript has 2 exons. Bases 120 to 644 code for a protein of 174 amino acids. Lineage: Eukaryota; Metazoa; Chordata; Actinopteri; Cypriniformes; Catostomidae. The record is from RefSeq and is a predicted model, not a curated record.
UAAGAGACAAAAUGCAGAUGUUCUGUCGCAGUACUCUUUAGAUAGCAGCUGGUCUGUCUAUUUCGUUUAUUGAGCGUGCACUCGUCUCAACCACCCUAAAGUUCUUGAUUUCAGUCAGAAUGCGCAGAUUACUGGACAGCAGCUGGAUAAAGUUUGGACCGGCUGGUAGGGAUGAUUGGGUGUCAGGGUCUCCAUCACCGCCUACAAUGGAAAAACAGCUACAGGGUUACCACUGGAACGAGCUUUCUGCAGAAAACGAAGCAAAAUCAGAGAUUAUCCUGUACAUCGCCCUUCCACUCACCACGCUCCUUGUUUUCAGUGUCGUGUUCGUCGUCCUUUACCGAAGAUUCAGGCAGAACAAGCUCGGACUGUCCAGCAUCACGCUGGACCUUCAAGAUCCGGAGCGCAACGCCGAGAUUCUCUCGUCACUCACCAGGAACGCGGAACGGUUGAACAGCACCAGCUCGGACAUGUCGGACGGGGUCUUCCUCAUGGUGUACCUCCCGCCGCCCUACGAGGAAACUCUGACGAAGAUCACGCGGGCUGCGAGCCUCACCAGCGGUAAAGAUGUGGAGUCCAUCAAGAUCGAAGACCUCGAAGCCAAACUGUGUCCUGAGCUCAAGGCAAGAGGGGAUUAUGUCUAAGAGAAGACUAGAUGUACCUAAAACCGUUUGCUCAUUUUUGAUACCAAUUCCAGCAUCUUUGAUUACAAUUCCAGCAUUACUCGGAGAGGAAUAAGUGAAGAUCAUCCUGGCAUCAAGAGAUGUAGGGGAGACUGGGGCAAGUUGUCACACGGUGAUAUUGAAGGUCUCCGUUUCCUCAACCGUACAAACGCUUGUGUUCUCCAGCAGUGGCCAUCUUGGUUUCAAAUACCGAGUCUUAAAAUAAGAUUACUUUAGAUUAAUUCUAUUCUCCAAACUAAAACCACAAUUUCUUCAUAUUUUGUAGGCUAAUAGCUAAUAUUGAGCUAAUUGAGCCUACUUUAAAUCUCAAGUGUUAUUGGGGCAAAAAGGUCAGAUGCAUUUUUAAAUUCCCGCAAGUAGUCACGUACGUUUUUUAUGUUAAAAUUUUAUAUGAUUUAUUAACUAUAAUACAUGUUGGCCAAAAGAAGGUUUUUUCUAUCUUACCUUUCCCAUUUUGCUGUUUUUGAUUUUGCUAUUUAAAUUUGGCUAAGAAGCCUAUAACAGGCCAUAUAAUGGCUGGUGACAAUUUACACCAUAUAGUGUGACAACAUGUCACAACAGGUCAAUGGGUGUUCAAUUAAAUGUAUCUUUUUUAUUGUUUACUGGAUAUCAACCCUGGAAAUCUUCUGUAGAUUUUUUAAGAGUAAAAAUUGUGACAACAAGCCUCUGUCUCCUCUAUAUUGAAGACAUUUUAAAUUUAAGUUUGCAUGUACUUUCAGAGACUAAACAUCCACUGUUCACGAUGUUUACUCUGUACUUAAUACUGCUAUACCCUGAAAUUUUAUAUUGUGAACUAAACAUUUUAUGCACUGUUUUGAGAAUAAAAAACCAUUGUGCUUUUUCUGUUUUUAGAAAACAAUAGGCUAUAAUAUAAGAAGUAAUCACCAUGUGUCAUGUUUUACUUUGGAUUAGCCUUUAGGCCUAGUUAGACAUGCAGUAACCACGAUUAGCAGAGAUUAGUUAAGAACCAACAAUAAUGAAUGAUGUCGAUUUUUUUACUUUAUGUACGAUUGCAUCAGCCAGCCUAGCACAAUCACGACAGGUUUGUAUCAUGAAUGUAGAUUUGCAUUAAGCUUCACCUUUAAAGUAUUUCUAAUAAAGACCAUA